AUGCUUUCAUUCAGUUUCCUAAUUUAUUUGGCAUUUCUGACUGUAUAUUCUUCUCAACAAAGUUACGGAUGUACUUCCACUCCACAGCCAGAUUUGAACGGUGCUUGUCCAGACGACUUCACUUAUAUUACGGAUAGUGGAUGCUGCCCAGAUGCUGAUACCUACACUAUUACUACAACCGCUGCCACAACAACAACUACAGCAUCUGAAACAACCGCUUCGACUUGUGUAGACCUAACAAAUCCAUCGACAGGAGUUAGCGAUUGUCCUGGAAUGGCGUCUUACUGUACCAACGCUGUCUACCUUUCUCUGAUGAAACAACAAUGCCCAAAAACGUGUGGAUAUUGUACAUCAUCAUCUGCCACAACAACUGCUUCAACGUCUUCUUCAACUUGUGUGGACCUCACGAAUCCAUCGACAGGAGUCAGUGAUUGUCCAGGAAUGGUGUCUUACUGUACUAAUUCUGUUUACUUGACUGUGAUGAAAACUCAGUGUCCAAAAACCUGUGGUUACUGCACUUCGUCAUCUGCAACAACCACAUCUACGUCUUCAUCUUCUACUUGUGUCGACCUCGUCAAUUCAUCAACUGGAGUCAGUGAUUGUCCAGGAAUGGCAUCGUAUUGCACUAAUUCUGCUUAUUUGACUUUGAUGAAACAGCAAUGUCCAAAGACUUGUGGAUACUGUACAUCCUCCUCUUCUUCAUCCUCUUCGUCUUCUUCGUCUUCCACUUGUGCUGACCUCGUCAAUUCAUCAACUGGAGUAAGCAACUGUGCUAGUAUGGCUUCCUACUGUACCAACUCUGCUUAUUUGACUUUGAUGAAACAACAAUGUCCGAAGACUUGUGGAUAUUGCACCUGA
Molecule: messenger RNA, 858 nt
Organism: Caenorhabditis remanei
Lineage: Eukaryota; Metazoa; Nematoda; Chromadorea; Rhabditida; Rhabditidae
Exons: 5
Coding region: 1-858 (285 amino acids)
Source: RefSeq, a predicted model, not a curated record